Messenger RNA from Penicillium malachiteum, 1485 nucleotides. RefSeq names its product SWIB/MDM2 domain-containing protein. Gene Ontology annotation, cellular component: nucleus; SWI/SNF complex. Lineage: Eukaryota; Fungi; Ascomycota; Eurotiomycetes; Eurotiales; Aspergillaceae. The transcript has 3 exons. Bases 1 to 1485 code for a protein of 494 amino acids. The record is from RefSeq and is a predicted model, not a curated record. Gene Ontology annotation, biological process: regulation of transcription by RNA polymerase II.
AUGAACGCUCCAAUGCAGCCCAAUUUUGCCCGGGGUUUUCCCCCGACCGCCCAACGGUCUCCAGCCACUCCCCGUCGUCCACCUGGUCCAGGCCAUAUGCCCGUCGCAAUGCCCCAGCACGCUGUGCCUGCUCAAUACAUGCCCGCUCAACGCGUCGUUCAGCAUGUCGCAGAGGUUCCUCGUCGCGCCCGCAAACCCACCGAUAAGAAUAUGCCCGAUGGCAUUGAAGAUGUGGUCAUCGGCGAGAGCGUCCAACAAUACAAGAACCUUCACGAGCUAGAGAAGCGUCUCGAUGCUGCUGUUGUGCGGAAACGCCUGGAUAUCCAGGACUCAAUCAGCAGAACCAGCAAAAAAUAUCGGACCAUGCGCAUUUGGAUCACCAACACCGUCGAGAACCAGCCUUGGCAGGGCCCUGGCAACAACCCAGGCUCUGGCCGAUACAAGGUACGAAUCGAAGGACGGCUCUUGGAUGACAACACCGACUCUGCUUCCGAGGACGAGGAUGAGGGCCCCGCGAAUAAGGACGAUGCGAUGGACGAGGACAAGGACGAGGCCGAUGAGAGCAAGGAAUCUGCUUCAAAGAAAUCCGCUCAGCGUUUCUCCCACUUUUUCAAGUCUGUCACGGUUGAUUUCGAUAAGCCCGCCAACGCCAUUCCAGAUGAGGUGAAGCCGGUCGCGUGGACCAAGCCACAGGUGCCGCCCAAUACGACAUCAGCGCCUCCGAACGCUGAGUUUGACAGCAUCCAAUUCACGCGUGCCUCUCAGGAGAACCUCAAUGUUACUGUCAGUCUGGUGCAAGAUGAGUCUCAAGAGCGAUUCAAGCUGAGCAAGGAAUUGGCUGAGGUGCUGGAUGUUGAGGAGGAGACCCGAAGUGGCAUCGUGCUUGGAAUUUGGGAUUACAUCCGUGCCAUGGAGUUGCAAGAAGAUGAAGAGAAGCGGACAGUGCGCUGCGAUCACCGCUUGCGCUCGAUCUUUGGCCGCGAGCAAAUGUUCUUCCCCCAGAUUCCCGAAAGCAUCGCACCACACACCAGCCCCAUUGACCCGAUCAAGCUCCCAUACACCAUCCGGGUUGACGAGGACUUCCACAAAGACCCUACACCAACCAUCUACGAUAUUCAGGUCGCCGUUGAAGAUCCUCUGCGCGCCAAGAUGAUGGCUCUGAUGCAAAACCCGCAGUACACAACCGGCAUGCGUCAAAUCUCCGCUUUGGACGACCAGGUCGCUCUCAUUGUUCAGGCUCUUACUCACUCCCGUGCUCGCCACUCCUUCUUUACUUCUCUGAGCAAUGACCCCGCAAACUUCGUCAACCGUUGGGUCAGCUCUCAGCGCCGUGAUCUGGAGACAAUCCUGGGUGAUGUCAACACCGGAGGCGAUGCGAGUGGAGCGGAGUUCCGCCGUGGUGGUGAUGCUAGUGUUUGGGAUUCGACUGUGGCAAGAGAAGCUGUUCGAUACAUGCUCGCUAAGCCCGAUGCAGCUGCGCGAUGA